Messenger RNA from Lepus europaeus (European hare), 2222 nucleotides. RefSeq names its product G protein subunit beta 4 (gene GNB4). Gene Ontology annotation, biological process: G protein-coupled receptor signaling pathway. Gene Ontology annotation, molecular function: signaling receptor complex adaptor activity; protein binding. Gene Ontology annotation, cellular component: heterotrimeric G-protein complex; cytoplasm. Bases 160 to 1182 code for a protein of 340 amino acids. Lineage: Eukaryota; Metazoa; Chordata; Mammalia; Lagomorpha; Leporidae. The record is from RefSeq and is a predicted model, not a curated record. The transcript has 10 exons.
GUGGCCGGCUGCGCUGAGAUCGGCGGUGCGCUGCGCUCGGCACGCCGGCUCAGUGCUCGAGGGGCGGCUGAACGCCGGGAGGACCCAGGCAGCCUCAGGUGACCCGGAUCCGAGCUCCUUCCAGUUUCACUUGUUAGUGGUGAAGUAACAGAUUCAAGGAUGAGUGAACUGGAACAGUUGAGGCAGGAAGCAGAACAGCUACGGAAUCAGAUCCAGGAUGCUAGGAAAGCAUGUAAUGAUGCAACACUUAUUCAGAUCACAUCCAACAUGGACUCCGUGGGCCGAGUACAAAUGCGAACAAGACGUACACUGAGGGGCCACCUCGCUAAGAUCUAUGCAAUGCACUGGGGAUAUGACUCAAGGCUACUGGUCAGUGCUUCCCAAGAUGGAAAAUUAAUUAUUUGGGAUAGCUAUACAACAAAUAAGAUGCACGCCAUUCCUUUGAGGUCCUCCUGGGUGAUGACAUGUGCCUACGCUCCCUCUGGUAAUUAUGUGGCUUGUGGAGGCUUGGACAACAUCUGCUCUAUAUAUAACUUGAAAACCAGAGAGGGAAACGUGAGAGUGAGCCGAGAAUUGCCGGGCCACACAGGCUACUUGUCCUGCUGUCGUUUUUUAGAUGACAGCCAAAUUGUUACAAGUUCAGGAGAUACAACUUGUGCAUUGUGGGACAUCGAAACUGCUCAGCAGACCACCACAUUCACUGGGCACUCUGGAGACGUGAUGAGCCUUUCCCUGAGUCCUGACAUGAGGACUUUUGUGUCUGGUGCUUGCGAUGCCUCUUCCAAAUUAUGGGAUAUUCGAGAUGGGAUGUGUAGGCAGUCUUUCACAGGACACGUUUCAGAUAUUAAUGCUGUCAGCUUUUUCCCAAAUGGAUAUGCCUUUGCCACCGGCUCUGAUGAUGCCACCUGUCGGCUGUUUGACCUCCGUGCAGAUCAAGAGUUGUUAUUGUAUUCUCAUGACAAUAUCAUCUGUGGAAUCACUUCUGUGGCUUUCUCAAAAAGUGGGCGUCUCCUGUUAGCGGGUUAUGAUGACUUUAAUUGCAAUGUAUGGGACACACUAAAAGGAGACCGUGCAGGUGUGCUUGCUGGUCAUGACAACCGUGUCAGCUGUUUAGGUGUAACCGACGAUGGCAUGGCUGUGGCAACAGGCUCUUGGGACAGUUUUCUUAGAAUCUGGAAUUAAUAGUGUGGUCUUACCUAUUUUGUGUUCUCCACUGGUAUCUGGAGAAUUGAGUGCUACAGCCUAUAGCUGUGAAAAAAGAAAAUCCUACCUUAUAUUUGCAGGUAAAGAUUUUUCUAUUGAGACUAUUACACACAAAAAGCUUUCAGUGAAGUACAAAAACAGUGUGGGGGAUGGGAGGCAAAGGUGCCUGCUAAGAUCAAAAGGACCAGUGUGUUCAUUUGAGUUAAUUUAACCUUCAGGAAUCUUUGCUUGUAAUGAGUAUUUUGUGUAGAACAGAAUGUAUACAUUUUUGCAGCUUAUCAUUCAUUGUGUUUUCAUUUCUCAAGAACUACAUUUCUAACUCUGUAUAUACAAGGUGUCAUUUUUUGGUUUUGAAAUGAAAGAACCAUUCACGGUAGUAGAUGGAAUGUUCUGUAUGUAUGUACUUAAGUUUGAAGACCAUCUGCCUGAAUUGUAACAUUCCUUUAGAAAGAGAUCCUGGUUGUUGAAUGUUUGAGUGUCCACAGGCCAGGUACCUCUGCAGAGUACUGAGUUUCCUGCACUUCCCUUGCAAACUCCAUCUAAAGUAGUGCUCAUUUUCAGCCCCAUUGAGGGGACAGAUAAUCCGAAGGCCAGAGAAUUAAGAUUUCACUCUAAUAUUUUAGACACAUAAGAAAUUUCACUAGAAUGUACUAUGUGAAUAAAUAGUUAAUAGUAUAUAAGUAAUUCUUGUUUAGAAGGCUAGUUAUGAUCAGUUGUCAGUUUGAGCAGCCCUCUACAUAGCUGGAUUCCCUACUGAUUUCAUAUUUCAGAACUAAGUGUGUAGAGCAUACUUGUAUUUCAGAAGUUUAAUAAAUAUUUGGAGUUUCCUUGCAUCUGAAGAAUCUUUCCCAAUGUUCUUUACCAAUACACAUCUAGAUAGGAAAUAGAGUGUGACAGUGUUACAUUUUUUCAAAGAAGAGUAAAAACUCUAACCAAUUGCUGGUACGGAUUUCUUUUGUUAGUAAGGUGGGUUUCUGAAUUUUAUGUUUAUGUACUAUAAAAGCUGAAUUGAUUUAAAA